UCCCUUCCUCUCCUCGACAAACGAUCCCACCGACCUGCAACUGCAAGCCGCCCUCCCGCCCCCAUCACCCGAACCGCUUACCCGAGCCGGCCAAGCUAAACCCUAGUGACUAGUGGGGAACCGAUCACCGGGGCACCACCGACCCGGCGGCGAUGUCGGAGGAGGCGAAGUACGUGGAGAUGGCGCGAGCCGACCGCUCCUUGUGGCUCAUGAAGUGCCCCACCGUUGUCUCCCGCGCCUGGCAGGAGGCCGCGGCGGCGGCGGCGCAAGGCCCAGACGCCGGAGGUGCCAACCCUAACCCUAACCCAGUUGUCGCCAAUGUCAUCCUCUCCCUCGAUCCCCUCCGCGACGACGACGCGCCUAGCCAGAUCAAGAUGGAGAUGGCACAAGGGUGCAGCAGCAAUACACCAAAGAGUUACUCUCUGAAUAUGCACAGUGAUUUUGCGCCAAUGUGCAUUUUUUCCGAGUCUAACCAAGGGAAACUUGCUUGUGAAGGGAAAGUUGAAAACAAAUUUGACAUGAAGCCACACAGGGAAAAUCUUAUGGACUAUGGGAAGUUAUGCCGUGAGAGGACGAAUAUGUCCAUGGUUAAACCAAGAAAAACAGAGUUAUUUCUAGAUGACAAUGGACGAGGAAUGAGACCUAUGCCUGGCGAGCGCCUGGUACAUCCUGGCCAAAAGGAGAAGAAGAAGCCACCAGUAACAAAAAUUGACAUGAAAAGAACUAGGAUGGAUCGUGGGGAACUGGAAAAAAAACUAUUCAAGCUUUUUGAGGGGCAGCCGAAUUGGUCAAUAAAGCAGCUAAUGCAGGAAACUAACCAGCCUGAGCAGUUCCUGAAGGAGAUACUGAACACGCUCCGUGUCUACAACAAGCGAGGGCCAAAUCAAGGAACCCAUGAGCUCAAACCUGAAUACAAGAAGUAUACAGGGGACGACCCCACUAAUUGACGCUUGUGUAUCGGUUGCAACUUAGGUCUUUCCCUGAUGUGUUGAAUAGUAUGACUUAAGGAUUCUGUAAUGGGAGCUCUCAGCUGUUAGUUGCUGCGUGCAAGUAAAUCUCCAAUGUCUCAUUGGUCGUCACUUACAUUAGUUUGUACGCAUGGUCUUAAAUCUUUUAUGGCUCCGGCAACCGUUCGUACAAAUAACCGGAGUGCGGCAAACUUGUAGUUUUCACAUUUUUCAAUGUAUAGUAAAGAGGAUCGAUAAUAUGACGAUCUUCGUGAUUAGAGGAAUAAACUCAUUGUUCCAAACUUAGGUUUGACAUAUGUGUAAGUGUUUGACUGAACUCAUGUCUAUAAUUAUAAACAUAACUCUUAUUUCUUUGCUUUU
Messenger RNA from Panicum virgatum (switchgrass), 1328 nucleotides. RefSeq names its product general transcription factor IIF subunit 2-like. The coding region runs from base 153 to 947 and encodes 264 amino acids. Gene Ontology annotation, biological process: transcription by RNA polymerase II; transcription initiation at RNA polymerase II promoter. The record is from RefSeq and is a predicted model, not a curated record. Gene Ontology annotation, cellular component: transcription factor TFIIF complex. The transcript has 6 exons. NCBI's taxonomy places the organism in Eukaryota, Viridiplantae, Streptophyta, Magnoliopsida, Poales, Poaceae.